Atta colombica is the source of this 2612-nucleotide messenger RNA. RefSeq names its product RNA polymerase II subunit A C-terminal domain phosphatase (gene Fcp1). Bases 184 to 2457 code for a protein of 757 amino acids. NCBI's taxonomy places the organism in Eukaryota, Metazoa, Arthropoda, Insecta, Hymenoptera, Formicidae. Gene Ontology annotation, molecular function: RNA polymerase II CTD heptapeptide repeat phosphatase activity. The record is from RefSeq and is a predicted model, not a curated record. Gene Ontology annotation, cellular component: nucleus. The transcript is spliced from 7 exons.
GAUGUUGACGUGGGUCGUGUUUAUGUCCCGCGUUGUUUUUGUCUCCCGCGCAAAAACGCAGAACGGUUUUCUCAAGGGAGGUUAAGAAGCGUAAUAUCCGCAGCAUCCCUGUGACCCCCAUCCUCCGAAGUCGAUCGCAUAGAGUUGCUUUAUCAUUGUGGUCCAGAUGAGCGCGAGUGCGCAAUGGCAACGAUAGAAGUCACAUUCCCGUCAGACAGACCGCCCGGGAAAAUUCUGAAAUGGAGGGUACGCUCGGACACAAUGGUCGCAGCGGGCAGAAUAUUGCUGGUGUAUCAGGACGCGACGCCAACCGCCGACGAUGAAGAGACCAAGGAGCCCGAGAAGAAACUGCGGGCCACGAAUUUCGGCCGCGUCAAGCAGUUUCUGGCCAAGGCGGGUGACGUUGUCCAGCCUGGGCAAGUGAUAGUUCUACUGGAAGGAUGUACACAUCCCACUGUGAUGAUAGACUUGUGUGCAGAAUGCGGAGCCGAUUUGAGAGUACAAGAAACCAGCAAAGAUGGAAACACAGUUGGAGUAUCUCAGGCCAGUGUGCCUAUGGUACACAGCAUACCAGAACUGAAAGUAUGUCCAGAAUUAGCAGAAAAAAUUGGGAAAGAAGAUGAACAACGUCUUUUAACAGAUCGGAAAUUAGUGCUACUUGUGGAUCUCGAUCAAACAAUCGUUCAUACAACAAACGAUAAUAUUCCACCCAAUUUGAAAGAUGUUUUUCAUUUUCAAUUGUACGGGCUGAACUCUCCAUGGUACCACACCAGAUUAAGACCGAACACCCGGCACUUCCUUUCGGAGAUGAGUCGUUUGUACGAAUUACAUAUUUGCACUUUCGGAGCAAGAAUUUAUGCGCACACUGUUGCGUCAUUGCUAGACAAGGAUGGAGUUCUGUUCUCUCACAGGAUACUUUCGAGAGACGAAUGUUUCGAUCCAGCAUCCAAAACUGCAAACCUCAAAGCUUUGUUUCCAUGCGGCGAUGACUUAGUAUGUAUUAUAGACGAUAGAGAAGACGUAUGGCAAGGGUGUGGAAAUUUAGUUCAGGUGAAACCUUAUCAUUUUUUCCGUCACACCGGCGAUAUUAAUGCACUACCAGGUUUGGAAAAGGCUGAAGUAUCGCGUUUGCCGGAGCCGGUGAAUGCAAAUGAUUCCUGUACAAAUUCGCAAAACAAAGAUAGCAAGAAUGAUGCUUCUGAAUUAUCAAAUGAAGCUGAACAGCCGUUAAACAAUCCCUCUGUGCAAGAAACAAAUCAUGAAGAUGAGAAAGAUGAGAAAAUAAUGGACGAGAUAAAAAACAAGAAUGAAAGAGAUGAAGAUGAUAAAGUGAAUACUGUAAAGGAUGCGGAAUCUAAUGUUCAGACUACUACUACGAAAGAAGACGAUAAAAAGGAAAUAACGAAAAUUACACCAUCUGUGGAAACGAAUAAAAGCAGUAAGCAAGCGGUGCCAAAGCAGGAGAAUAAUAUAAUAGAUGAUGAUGAUGAUGAUUAUCUACUAUACUUGGAAGAUAUUCUUCGAAGAAUUCAUACAGAGUUUUAUGCUACAUUGGAUCAAGAGAAUACUCGAAAGUCUUUGCGAGAUAUAAUCCCACGGGUACGCUCUCAAGUUUUGAAAGGAUUAUGCUUAACUUUCAGUGGCUUGAUACCCACUCAUCAAAAACUUCACCAAAGCCGUGCAUAUAAGGUCGCGAGAGCGUUUGGAGCAGAAGUGACUCAAGACUUAACGGAGAAAACCACGCAUUUGGUUGCUAUUAGAAAAGGUACAGCGAAAGCAAACGCAGCUAGAAAAGACAUAAAUAUUAAAAUUGUAAAUUCGGAUUGGUUAUGGACGUGUGCAGAACGCUGGGAACACGUGGAUGAGCGCUUGUUUCCUUUAACAUCACAGGCACGCGGAUCGAGAGUACCACCACCGCAUUGUAGUAGUCCGGAACGCGUCGAGGAUGUAGAAAGCGAUAAAACAAAUUCCUUCGCUAAUUCUAUCAAUCCAUUAAUGUCAUUCACUCAAGAAGAGAUCGAAUUUAUGGAUAAAGAGGUAAAUGAGGAUAUGGAAGAUAUGGUUUUCGAAGACGAGGAAGAUGAUAUGGAAGAAUGUGGUACAAAGAUACGUCGUCGGAGCUCCGAUUCUGAAGAUUCUAUGAAUGAUAUAAAUGAAUUGGGAGUUUCAAAAAGAAAAAAGAGAAAGGUUUACAACGGCAACAAUGAUAAAGAUUUCUCCAAAGAUGUAGACUAUCAUGACAGUGAAGACGAUGACAAUAACGACAGUGAUGAUGAUGAUGAUGAUGAUGAUGAUCUUGUUGCGCGUUUUAGAAGAGGAGGAGAAUUACCCGAUGAUUUAGAUCUAGGUGAUAAUUCACAGGACUCAGUGGAUGAUUUUGAAGAAGAAGAUAAUGAAGAUGACAGAGAAUGGAAUGCAUUGGGUGCUGCACUUGAAAGAGAAUUCCUUUCCGAGUGACAUGUGUUUGAAUAUAAGUAGUUUUCUUUAAUAAUUAACUCAGGAUGUUUUAUGUUAUUCAUAAAUUUCAAGUUCGAUAGCCGAGGCAGGGUUAUUGAUAAUAAAACGUUACAUUAUUAUAUACUCUGAUAAGCAAGAUAUUAUAGAAAUAUUAA